Scatophagus argus is the source of this 2944-nucleotide messenger RNA. RefSeq names its product GATA binding protein 5 (gene gata5). The record is from RefSeq and is a predicted model, not a curated record. Gene Ontology annotation, molecular function: RNA polymerase II cis-regulatory region sequence-specific DNA binding; DNA-binding transcription factor activity, RNA polymerase II-specific; zinc ion binding. Gene Ontology annotation, cellular component: nucleus. Gene Ontology annotation, biological process: positive regulation of transcription by RNA polymerase II; cardiac muscle tissue development; negative regulation of transcription by RNA polymerase II. Bases 503 to 1654 code for a protein of 383 amino acids. The transcript has 7 exons. Lineage: Eukaryota; Metazoa; Chordata; Actinopteri; Scatophagidae.
CCUCGUAGCAGCGGACUGCGUCACGUGUUUUUCUCCUGUACAAAUCUUCCAGUAGAAGAGCGAAUAGGAGCACUCAUAUCAGCAAUUAUCAGCGGCAGUAACUAUCCAUCUAACUAUACCGGCAAGAAGAGAAAUACUGCAGUCAUCCUGGAACCAACGACACUGAUUUUCUCUUCAGUCAUCUUCGGUCGACGCCCGAAUCUUUCAAGCGUUAAAGCCUGAGGUAUUCGGAGACGUUCGGUUGUGCUCCCUCGUCCGUCUCGAUCUGCGUGAAGUGACAAAGUUUUCCCGCCGCACUCCUCUAUUGAGUUUUGGACGGCUAAGGGACCAGACUGCUUUAUCACCCGGGCGUCCUUAUCUGGACAGAAGUCAUUUCUUCUGACAGGCAAAGAAACUUCUCCCGGAGAGGGUGAAGGAGUCUUCGGCGUAUUCAGUGCCAGCUCCACGGGACUGAGAGAUUUUCCCUACAUUUUCCUCCCAAGAGGGCAUAAAAGUUGUGAAAAUGUAUCAAAGUCUGGCGUUGUCGUCCAACCAGUCCCCUUACUCUCAUGACACCGGGAAUUACAUUCACCCUUCGGCCAGCUCUCCGGUCUACGUCCCGACCACCAGAGUCCCAGCCAUGCUGCCCACCCUGCCCUACCUGCAGACCUGUGACUCGCCCCACCAGUCUCACGGCCUCAGCGGGCACCAUGGCUGGCCCCAGACCGGCACGGACGGCUCCCCCUUCACACCCAGCAGCCCUCACCCUCCGCACGGCUUCUCCUAUUCGCACAGCCCCCCAGUCAGCAGCAACACCGGUCGGGACGCGACUUACCAAAGCCCGCUAGUUCUCGGAAACGGCACCCGAGCGGAUCAGUACGGAGGCGCUCUGGUGCGCUCGGUCGGAGGCUCCUAUUCCAGCCCCUAUGCGUACAUGAGCCCGGAGAUGGCUACCUCUUCCUGGACGCCAGGACCCUUCGAGAGCGGAGUGAUCAGUCUGCAGGGACGGCAUGGGGGACUGUCUGGGAAAAGGUCCAGCCUGGACCUGAUGGAUGACAUGACCACUGAGGGCAGGGAGUGCGUCAACUGCGGCUCCGUGUCCACGCCGCUGUGGCGCAGGGACGGCACCGGACACUACCUGUGCAACGCCUGCGGCCUCUACCACAAGAUGAACGGCAUCAACAGGCCGCUCAUCAAACCACAGAAACGACUGCAGAACACAUCUCGCAGGGCUGGUCUUUGCUGCACUAACUGCCACACCAGCACCACCACACUCUGGAGACGCAACGCUGAGGGAGAGCCUGUGUGUAACGCCUGUGGACUCUACAUGAAGCUCCACGGGGUGCCCAGACCUCUGGCCAUGAAGAAAGAGAGUAUUCAGACCAGGAAGCGCAAACCCAAGAUGCCCAAGAAUAAAACAUCCACAGGAUCUAGCACCUCUGACGCCAGCUCCCCGACCUCUCUCACGGUCUCAGAACACGCCUCCACCAUUAAGAGUGAACCUAACAUGGCCCCCUCACCUUAUGCUGGACAGACCGUCAUAUCUGCCACUCAGAUGGCUUCUCAGUUAGACAACAUAGGUUCAGGACAUGUGGACAUUAAAUAUGAAGAUUAUCCCUUUACCCCGACCUCUAUGGCCUCACAAAACUCCUGGUGUGCACUUUCUCAGGCAUGAGCAACCAGCAGGACUGUGAUACUGACACCAUACAACUCACUGUGGCUUCAUGACAGCCAUCCCAUCAUCCUGAAAAUAUUCUGUUGUGACUCUGGAGCUGUGGAGAAACAAUGUUGCAUACAUAUUAAACUGAUGCGUAUGCAGUAUCUGACGGCUAUGUGUUCAGGAAUACUUGACCUGAGGACAUCUAAUCUGCUUGCCAUGUUAUAAGCUGUAACACACUGGUUCUGCAAAGGCUCAACAUAGGUCACCUGAACUGUACAUUAGCUUAACGAGGACACUGCAGUUUUACAAAAGAAUUAUAUAUAUAUAUAUAUAUAUAUUUAGAGCACACCAACUUAACACAUCAGCCAGAGCAAAGAACACAGUUGAACCAGGACUAAGCACUGACCCUGGCUCUCUGAAACUCACAUUCAAGAAGCCACAUUCCUCAGUGGGACAACAAGGACUACCUAUUACUUAAAGAAAUCUCUAUUUUUGGAGAAACACUACACCAAUGCAAAGAUUCCACAAUGUGGAAUGUUAAAAAACAAAAACAAACAAACAAACAAACAAAAAAAAACAAAACCAAAACCAAAGCAAAAAAAAAAAAAACAACAUAGAUAUAUUAACCCCUUUUUAUAGCUGAUAACUGAUUUUAGUUUCAUUAAGUUUUCGUUGCUGUCACUGGUGUUUGUGAUUUUCUGUGGUGUUCUCAAGAAAACAGUGAGAACAUUUUUGACGUAUUCUUGCCAUCUCAGAAGGAAAAUAUCAUCUUUAUGGCUGUUGCACAUGUCUCAUUACCGACGUGUAAAUGAUUAACUUUUAUAGGCGCAUUAUUUAUGUUGAGAUAAGGACAGUUAAAAGUCAUGAUGGACACUAAAACCAGCCAGCUAUAGCCCACUGGUCACUGUUGUAGAAUGGUGUGUUGUGCAGCCUGACUCAUUUGUUUUUACAAGAUACGUUACAUACAAAGUGCAUUGUAUAUGGUUCAUCUGAAAAUCAGGACCAGCGCUUUUGAUGCUGAUAUCAUGAGGAUAUAUCAGAAGUUUAGCAUUUUAAUAUUCGACAAAAUGGAAGUGCAAUGACUCAGUGUUUCAUUUCAAAAAAAUUGAAGACAAAAUGAAGAGUGUAAAAUUAUUCUAAACAUAAUCUAAACUUAUUUUUUUUUUGUCUGUAUUUUGUCAGUAUGUAAGGGAAUUUUAUUGUUAUAAUGUUUUAAAGACCUCAGUCUCUCCCUGUGUCUUUCCAUUUCCACUCUUCAGUGCUUUUUGGAUCUUUUGAGGUUAAUAAACUGAUUUGCAUUUUAUU